Sorex fumeus (smoky shrew) is the source of this 2144-nucleotide messenger RNA. It is a transcript of the gene PI16, whose product is annotated as peptidase inhibitor 16. The record is from RefSeq and is a predicted model, not a curated record. NCBI's taxonomy places the organism in Eukaryota, Metazoa, Chordata, Mammalia, Eulipotyphla, Soricidae. The transcript has 6 exons. The coding region runs from base 10 to 1362 and encodes 450 amino acids. Gene Ontology annotation, cellular component: extracellular region.
CUGGCCACCAUGCACGGCUCCCGCGGUGUCGGGGCGCUGCUGCCCCUGCUGCUCCUGCUGGCCCGCGCCCCGGGCCCCGCGGCCGCGCUGAGCGACGACGAGAGACACACGAUGCUGCAGCUGCACAACUGGUACCGGGCCCAGGUGCACCCCCCGGCCGCCAACAUGCUGCGCAUGCGCUGGGACCCCGAGCUGGCCGCCUUCGCCAAGGCCUACGCAGAGAAGUGCGUGUGGGGCCACAACAAGGAGCGCCAGCGGCGGGGCGAGAACCUGUUCGCCAUCACCGAUCGGGGCCUGGACGUGCCUCUGGCCGUGCAGGAGUGGCACCUCGAGCACGAGCACUACAACUUCAGCUCCAACGCCUGCAACGCGAGCCAGGUGUGCGGCCACUACACGCAGGUGAUCUGGGCCAGGACAGAGCGGAUUGGCUGCGGCUCCCACUUCUGCGAGAAGCUCGAGGGCAUCGAGGAGACCAACAUCCAUCUGCUGGUCUGCAAUUACGAGCCCCCGGGGAACGUGAAGGGGCAGCGGCCCUACCAGGAGGGGACGCCCUGCUCCCAGUGCCCCGCCGGGUACCGCUGCGAGGAAUCGCUGUGUGAACCCAUCAGAGAGCCGGAAGAAGCUCCAGACUCCCCUGACCGGGGCACUGAGACUCCAUCUUCCCCUGCCACCGAAGACUCCGGUUCUAGGAAAACUGGUAUUCUUUCUUUCCUGGCAACGGAAACCUCAUUCUCCCUGGUAACAGAGGUCUCAGGCUCCCUGGUAACCCAGGCUCCCUUUUCCCUAGCAACCGAGGAGCCCCCUUCCAUGGCAACAGAGGCGCCACCUUCCUUAGCAACAACAGAGGGCCCUUCCUCUUCGACAACCCACAGCACGCCCUUCCUGGAUGAGGUGGAGGUCACCUCCCCCGGAUCCAGACUGGUCUCUGCGCCCCAGCCCACGGGCCUCGAGGCCAGCAGGACGAGAAUGACUUCCAUGAGUCCCGAGAGUUCUCAGCUCCCCAGCAUGUCCUUGGCGGGGACACAGGAGCUGCCGCCCCAUUUCCAAGCGGAGGCUGGGCUGCCUCCUUCCGGAGAGGUCUCGCCCUCAGUCUUCCCAGCCCCGGGCAAGCCAGGCGAGCUGCCGGCCACGCUGGACCACGACAGGCACAACACCUCUGAGCCCCUGACCGUGUCCCCCAACACCUCGGCCACUGCCCAUGCCGAGGGUGCGCGUGCCCUCGCCCUGCAGUCGUCCUUGCCAGGUGAAGGCCAUGAAAGGCCAAGUGUCCAGUCAGGGCAGAACUCGGGUCCAGGCCUGCUCUGGGGCUCCCUGCUGGGACAGCUGCUGCUGCCUUCCCUGGUGCUGGCCAGAAUCUUCUGAGGGGGUCUCCGCUCCAAGGCCAAGUCUGGGGGCAAACCGCCACAUGACCGCUCUGACUCAUCCUUCUCCAAGGAAGAAGCCACAGCUUCCGGGCAGGUCCUGCUCUGUGGUCCAGUGUCACCCUAGCCUGUGGCCAGACUCCAGGCAGACUUUUCUGAGCGACUGUCCCAUGGCCUGCUCUGCGUUGUCCAGCGCUCCCAUCCUGCUCUUCCAAAGCCAGAACUGAGGGUUCAUCAGACCAUCAGACACCCCCCGCCCCCACCCCCGACACACACAGACCCCGUCCCUGUGCCCUGGGCUUCUGGGAUCUGUGUUGCCCGCGGGAGAGCCUCCAGCCCCCCGGGGAGAGAAAAGUUCAGACUCCCUGUUACCUACCCAGUCUGCCGUUCCAGACAAGACGCUUCUUGGCUAUCGGGGAGAAAGCGCGGUGCCACACAGACGUCUGGGGGCACAGACAUCUGUCCUGGGCCAGAUUUCUCGGGGCAUUCUGGGACAAGGCUUGGCUGGCUUCCUGACUGCACGCCUCGCCCACCUGCCCAGGGAUGGUCCUGAGUGCCCCUCCACCUAUAAAAGGGGGCUCUCCCCGAGGGCCCUCCCGCUUCCUGCCUGGGGGGAGUUGUGAGGGAAGGGGAUAAGACAAGUCCCACCUGAGUGGGGUUCUGUGGGUGGGGCAGGGACCCCUGGGGGAAGCAGCCCCCGGCCUCUGAAUAAAAGCCUGACUCUUCCCAGGGUUCCUGCGUGGGGGGCUGUGGGUGGGCUGAAGGGGUCCAAACUUCCCCUGG